Drosophila simulans is the source of this 839-nucleotide messenger RNA. It is a transcript of the gene VhaPPA1-1, whose product is annotated as V-type proton ATPase 21 kDa proteolipid subunit. The transcript is spliced from 2 exons. Gene Ontology annotation, cellular component: proton-transporting V-type ATPase, V0 domain. Gene Ontology annotation, molecular function: proton-transporting ATPase activity, rotational mechanism. The coding region runs from base 179 to 817 and encodes 212 amino acids. Lineage: Eukaryota; Metazoa; Arthropoda; Insecta; Diptera; Drosophilidae. The record is from RefSeq and is a predicted model, not a curated record. Gene Ontology annotation, biological process: proton transmembrane transport.
UGACUAUCGCCGCGCACGGUUGUGUUAUCGCACUUAUCGAGUGGCGUGAUUAUUCGAUAGCGAGUGAUAGAGAAAAUGUACGUCAUGUGAUUGUGGAUUCUUUUUUCGCACGGAGCAGUCACCUGUCGGCCAAGAAAAUACAAUUACGCCUGCAAUUCGACAGUGAACAAAUAGCAAGAUGGCGGCCCAAAUACGCACCGUGGUGUCCCAAACGUUCCUGUGGCUCUUCCUCGCCGUGGCCACCAUCCUGACCCUGUACUUCGUGAUGACGGGCAAGGGCGAGCGGGUGAGCGUGGGCUGGUUCCUGGCCUCCUCGAACCCGUACAUGUGGGCCUGCCUGGGCAUCGGACUCUCCGUCUCGCUGUCCGUCGUGGGCGCCGCCCUGGGCAUCCAUACGACGGGCACGAGCAUCGUGGGCGGUGGCGUGAAGGCGCCCCGCAUCAAGACCAAGAAUCUGAUCUCGGUCAUCUUCUGCGAGGCGGUGGCCAUCUACGGUCUGAUCACCGCCAUCGUUCUGUCCGGACAGCUGGAGCAGUUCUCGAUGGAGACGGCCCUGUCGCAGCCGGCCAUCCAGAACACGAACUGGUUCUCCGGCUACCUCAUCUUCGGCGCUGGCCUGGCCGUCGGCCUGGUCAAUCUGUUCUGCGGCAUCGCUGUGGGCAUUGUGGGUUCGGGUGCCGCCCUCUCGGACGCCGCCAAUGCUGCGCUGUUCGUCAAGAUCCUGAUUGUGGAGAUCUUCGGCUCGGCCAUCGGUCUGUUCGGCCUCAUCGUGGGCAUCUACAUGACCUCCAAGUCCAAGAUGGGCGACAAGGAGUAGGCGCCGUCGCCAGCCAUCCAGU